Apis dorsata (giant honeybee) is the source of this 638-nucleotide messenger RNA. RefSeq lists its product as uncharacterized. Lineage: Eukaryota; Metazoa; Arthropoda; Insecta; Hymenoptera; Apidae. Bases 131 to 466 code for a protein of 111 amino acids. Gene Ontology annotation, cellular component: mitochondrion; mitochondrial inner membrane. The transcript has a single exon. Gene Ontology annotation, biological process: mitochondrial respiratory chain complex IV assembly. The record is from RefSeq and is a predicted model, not a curated record.
AAAGUAAUACAAUCACAUGUUAUGCGUUAAAUGUAUAGUUUUUAUAUGUGAUCUAUUUAUUGAGGUUAAAAGAAAGAAGUUUAAAAAUAUAAAUAUUUAUAAAUUAUAAAUAUAUAUUAUAAUUAAAAAUAUGGUAGAUAUAGAACAUUCAGGAAAAGAAGAACACAGAGAAUCCUUCACUAUUUUUGGAGAACCAGUAAUCAAAACAAAAUGUCAAAGAAAUGCUUUCAUAACUGCUAUUACUGGUGGCAUAAUUUGUGGAUUAAUAUCAUUUUUAAUAACAAGUAAUUCAAGAAAAUCUACACGAAUAGGAAUGGCUUCUUAUGGUACAAUAGGAAUUAGCUAUGCAAUAUAUUGUGCAGUUGAUGAAAUUAAUACAAGAAAUGAAUUAAAAAAACUUAGGCACCUUAUGUAUAAAACACCUAAUUCGGAUAAUACUAGCAAUAAAAAAUUAGUUGAUGUAUGAAAUAUAUUUGAAAGUGUUUGAAAUUUUUAUAAAAUCUGUAAAUAAUAGUUAUAAUGUAGUUAUGAUAAUAAAAAGAUACAAUAAUAUUUUUUUUAUCAAAAAUAUAAAUACAAUAGUAAAUAUCAAAUAUUUAAAAUGAAUUAUAAGUAAAUAUUAAUAAUAAAAUAUGUAU